Molecule: messenger RNA, 1935 nt
Organism: Aspergillus melleus
Lineage: Eukaryota; Fungi; Ascomycota; Eurotiomycetes; Eurotiales; Aspergillaceae
Exons: 1
Coding region: 1-1935 (644 amino acids)
Source: RefSeq, a predicted model, not a curated record
AUGUCCCUACCCCAACUUUACCGGAACCUGACCUUGACGUCCUACGAUAAAAUCCGAUACCGCGGAGAUGAGCCCGAGGGCAUGGGCAGCGCCAGCCCCUUCUCGAUGGGUCUCAACGCCGUCAUCACCCGUCCCUAUGCAUCCCUCGUGCGAUCGCUCACGCUGCGGGGUAAUUGGCGAGAACAGGAGCUGGAGGAGCACGCGCGGGUUGGCCGCGUCCCGGACUCGUCGAUGAUGCUCAAUAUUGCGGUUCGGGCGGCAGUCGAUAGGAUGCCGGACUUGGAGAGUUUCAGCUGGGAGCUCAGCACCAAGAUGCUGGAGACUGUAUACAUAGGGCUGACGCAGCUACCGAAGCUGACGUCGUUGACCGUGCGCUUUCCCUCGAGUCGUCACCCCCGACCCAUGAUCACCAUCCCCGGCAUGCCUCACCUACGCUAUCUCAAAAUCACCGAUAUCGAUCCCCUUUGCUACCCGGACGACGUGUCGACGCUGCUCUGGAAGUGCCGCAAACUGCGGGUUCUGAAACUGCACUGGUCCCCGCGCAUGAGGACGGCGCAGGAGCCCAGUGUCAUGCUUCACGAUUACUUUCGCAAAUGCAUCGCGGCGAAACAACCCCUCUCCAUCAGAACUAUGGGGCUACAGAACCUCUAUGCGCUUCAUACGGAAGACUUUCAACUCGCUUUCAAUUCGAACACGGUUGAAAACAUCACUAUACUGAAUAACAUCGGGACCGACGACAUCAAUUACAUGAAUACAUUUGUCGACAGCACAUGGCCGAACAAUCCACCCAAGAAUCAUAUGAAGAUCAAGAGCAUGCGACAGGACUCGACAUCGCGGAAACAUAUCGAUUUCCUGAAUUCCUUCACGGGGUUGGAGAAGUUAUACUUUGUCAACGCGACGACCAAUACACUGGAUGAUGUUAACUCCCCUCGACAAUUAACACCCGCCGCCUUGACGCCUCAAUCUGUGGACCAAGGCCGUUCUCAAGCUAAUGGUGAAGGCGCGGUUCCGACUCCCGAAUCCACGCAGUCCACUGUCCCCAGUAUGCAACCCAGUUUGCGAGACAGCUACCUCAACAUCAUCAUAACAAAUCAUUGCGCCUCGUUACGUCAUCUCUUGUUGCCUGCCCGGUGGCCGCUGUCAAGCUCCGCCAUCGCCCGCCUCGUCCACGCCUCGCCCAACCUCGAGCAACUGGCACUGGCCACCGAUUUCUCGAGCAUGGAGACCUUAGGGCUCAUCCUUCCGUUCCUGCGGAAUCUGACUGCUCUUCGUCUGUUGGUCCCGACCAACAGCGGAAGUAGUCAGCCCAACGGGAAAAUUGCGCCGUGCCACAUGCCCCGACCCCUGGCUGGUACCAACGUGUUUACCUCUGCGCGGAGCUUCACUGACAUCGUCGAGGCUGACGACCAGAUGCUGUGUGACAAGCUGAGCGAAUCGCUGGCCGACCAGCAGGUAUUCAGCCGGCUGAAGAUGUUCGGCAUGGGCCGCAAGGUCUUCCAACUUGGCGAAUACUACACGAUACCGUCCAGUGAGGCCAAUCCCGAGAAUCACGUCACACAAUGGCAAUCUCCCGUCACCGAGUCCAACGGUGAACCGGAGAAGACGCCGUCCAGCGUCCAGGACGACAGCGCCAGUCCCAGUGGCAUCCUCACACCUGCACUCGUCCCCUCCGUCAACAUCAACCGACCACAGCCGCAGCCGGCCCAGCAAUCCAAACCACCUCCACCUCCCGUCCUCGGCAAACGUAACCGAGACGAUACCCUGGUGCCCACGAAACCAAUGGACACCGAUCUCCCGGCCGGCGAUUCUUGGGACCCAUGCUAUUCCCAGCACUUGAACCCGGAAACGCGUCUCUGGCGACGACGCGUCCGUCGCGUGGGAUGGGAGGUCAUCAAGCACUGGGAGAUCUGGGAGAUGGACAAACAAGAGUUAUGA